Molecule: messenger RNA, 3633 nt
Organism: Theobroma umbraticum
Lineage: Eukaryota; Viridiplantae; Streptophyta; Magnoliopsida; Malvales; Malvaceae
Source: RefSeq, a predicted model, not a curated record
CUUCACUCUUUAAUUUCCUUCGGGGUUUUUCGCCCUUAUUCUUUAAAAGAAAAAAGAAAUAUUUUUGCUCUUAGUUAGCUUCCAAUACCAACAAUUUUCCAUGGUUUAUACCUCUGGUAGCCGUUGGCUUUGUUUUUCAUUGACAGCAGUGUGCUUUAUAGUUUGGGUUGAGUUAAUAUGCAUGGUCUCAGCUGUUUUGAUUUCCAUCUUUGGUUUAUCUUAUUUCUUCAAUCAUUUGAUUGAAAUAUGCUCACUGAUAUGUUUGCAAAUAACCCAAUUACUGAUAUGUUUGUCAAAGUUUCAAUCUUUCAUUUGUCUUUUCAGAAAAGUUUCGGAAUUUGCAAUUUUUUCCCUCACUUGGGUUGAAUUUGAAAGCAGUUUAUAUUGAUGUGGGAACUUUACUUUCAGUUGAUAUCUUGAACAUGUGUGGAUUGUUUCUCUCUUGCGAUUUGGGUUAAGAAAGGAUUAAGGAAUGGUUCCCACGGGGAUUGAUCUUGAGCUUCCGUCUGGAGAGUAUCAUAAGGAAGACAACAGACCCAAUGUGAACAUUAACAUGAUGGAGGGUGGUGAUGGAAGGCAUGACAGAGGCAGAGUCAGCGGGAAUGAUGAGGGAAACAGUGGGCGAAAUGUUGGUGUAGCGGUAGUAGAUGCAAGACCCAGAGCAUACACUGGAGGUGAAAUAAACUUGAAUUCUGUGAAGAAUUUAGAGCCUCAUGAUGGAAUGGAAUUUGAAUCAAAGGAGGAAGCUUUUUCAUUCUACAAAGAAUACGCCAAGUUUGUCGGCUUUACCACUAUAAUAAAAGCUAGCCGUCGAUCAAGAAUUUCUGGGAAGUUUAUUGAUGCAAAGUUUGUAUGCACUAGAUAUGGAAAUGAGCGAGAGUCUGGUGGAGUGGGGACUCCAGAACCAGUUCCAAGCGCAGAUAUUCCAACAACCAUUCCUGUCAAGAAGAAAAGAGGUAGAGUUAACCGAUCAUGGUCAAAAACAGACUGCAAAGCCGGCAUGCAUGUGAAGAGAAGGCAAGAUGGAAGGUGGAUUGUUCGUAGUUUCAUCAAGGAGCAUAACCAUGAUAUAUUUCCAGACCAGGCAUAUUUCUCCGGAGGUCAUAGAAAUUUAGGUCUAGGUAAUAGUAACGUCCAUACAUUGCAUGGAAGAACCAAAAAAAUGUAUGUUUCCAUGUCCAGACAAUUUGGUGGGCACAAGAAACUUGAGAGUCAUAAGAGUGGUGACACAAAUCGAUUACGUAGCUGUCAGCUCUUGGGUUUAGAGGAGGGAGAUGUUAAAGCCUUGCUUGAUCAUUUUCUCUGUAUGCAAGAUGAAAAUCCUAACUUCUUUUAUGCUAUAGAUCUCAAUGAAGAGCAGCGCUUGAGAAACUUGUUUUGGGUUGAUGCCAAAGGAAGGCUUGAUUAUGGCUAUUUUUAUGAUGUGGUUUUUUUUGAUACCACUUAUAUUAAGAAUGAAUAUAAGUUACCAUUUGUUCCCUUCAUUGGUAUGAAUCAUCACUUUCAGUUUCUGUUACUUGGGUGUGCGUUAGUUGCUGAUGAGACUAAAUUAACUUAUGCCUGGCUCAUGCGGGCAUGGCUUAGAGCAAUGGGUGGACGACCUCCAAAAGUAAUACUAACUGAUCAUGACAAGGCAUUGAAAGAAGCUAUAGCAGAGGUCUUUCCUGAUUCCCGUCAUUGUUUUUGCUUGUGGCAUAUAGUGAGCAAGAUACCCGAGAAGCUUAGUUAUGUGAUGGGGCAACAUGAAAAUUUCAUGACCAAAUUUGAUGAAUGUGUCUUUAAAUCUUAUACCGAUGAGCAGUUUGAAAAGAAAUGGUGGGAAUUGGUUGAUGGAUUCAAUUUAAGAAAUGACAUCUGGUUUCAAUCAUUAUAUGAAGAUCGUCAACAAUGGGUACCAGCCUACAUGAGAGGCGUUUUUCUUGCAGGAAUAUCUACAAUGCAACGUUCAGACAGUGUAAGCUCUCUCUUUGACAAAUAUCUGCAGAGGAAAACUAUGUUAAAAGAGUUUUUAGAUCAGUAUGAAACACUUCUACGAGAGAAGUCUGAAGAGGAAGCUAAAGCUGAUUUUGAAACUUGGCAUAAACCACCUCAGUUCAAAUCUCCAUCACUUUUUGAAAAACAAAUGUCUCCUUUGUACACACAUGCAAUAUUUAAAAAAUUCCAGGUUGAAGUUUUGGGAGGGAUUGCUUGUCACCCAAGAAAAGAAAGUGAACAAGGAGGCACUAAAACUUUUAAGGUUCAAGACUUUGAAAAAAAUCAAGAUUUUAUUGUGGUGUGGAAUGAGGCAACAUCAGAUUUAUCUUGUUUAUGCCGUGGUUUUGAAUUUAAUGGCUUUCCUUGUAGACAUAUACUGAUUAUUCUGCAGUUGUCUGGGGUUCAAAGCAUCCCUUCACAACAUAUAUUGAAACGUUGGACAAAGGAUGCAAAGAGUAGACAAACCACAGGAGAAGAAUCAGAUGUUCUUGAGACUAGAAUGCAACGUUACAAUGAUCUUUGCCAACGGGCCUUUAAAUUGGGUGAUGAAGGGUCUUUGUCUCAGGAGAGUUACAAUAUUGUACUCAAUGCUCUGGAAGAAGCAUUGAGAAAAUGCGAGAGUGUCAAUUGCUCAAUUCGGGGUGUAACAGAACUGAUGUCGCCACAAACUCAAGGCUCUCGUCACUUUGAAGAAUUGAACCAAAGUAACAGCACAUCCAAGGCAGUAAAAAGGAUUAAUGCAUCCCAAAAAAGACAGGGAUAUCCAGAAGGAGAGAUCUCAAACUCUGGGAUGCCUGACAGCUGGCAACAAAUGGGACAAUCAAAUAUACGAGUGCCAAGCCUUGAAUGUUCUUAUGAGUCACAAGAGAGUAUUCGUGGGAUGGAACAACUGAAUUCAAGAACUCCAGCUAUUGAUAGCUAUUUUGGUGCUCAACAACUUGUGCAGGGAGUGGGACAAUUGAACUCUAUUGCCCCACCACAUGAUGCUCAUUACAUUACUCAACAAAGAAUGCAUGGGAUGGGACAAUUACACUUCAGACCACAAACUAUUCCCAUUUGUUAUGACAUUCAAGAUGAUAUACAAGACAUGGUACUCAAGGACCAACAUAAUGUAGGAGUAGGUCCCCCUCAGUUGCAUGGCAUGGUAUCAAAACAGCUACAUUCCAAACAUGUCUCUCGUUAGGUGACGUUACAGAACUUGUCUAACGGAGGUGAUUGAAGUAUUCGACUUAAAGAACUUGUCUAACGGAGGUGAUUGAAGUAUUCGACUUCAGUAAUUGAUUGUCAUGCUUGUCAUCAAUGAAAUUUAGAGUCAACAAGCAAGUAGGGUUGACUGUGGAGAUUCUGUAUUUAUUUGCGCUGACUGACAUUGGUUCCAUGGACAUUAAAGAUGGACAAUCAAAGUAUCAAUCCAUCAUCAUUCACUGCACCCUGCUGACCCUCUUGAAGAUGCUAACAAGUUUUCUUUUCCCCUUCUUUUACUGUCAGCAAUGCUGCCAUAGCAAUUCUGUAAAUGGUGUUUAGGCUUAAGCGUCGCAGAGUGUGUUUUUUCGCCAUGGAAACCCUGAAUUCUCUCUACUAAGAGUUUUACCUUUUGUAUAUUAAACAGUAAUGUAUAUUUCAUAUUCUUUUAUUGUAUCCGCACACAAGUUUUCAGUA